UGGCGAGCUGGCUGUGGGCGCUAAGGGCUCCAGGCUAACGAUUAUCCGAGGGGCCCAGCUGGGGCCCAGCAGCCCCACAUCAGGCGGCAUCAAGGCUAGCCACUCAGCGCCUAGGCAAAGGCCGUCUGCCGCCCUCUCGAAGCUGCACCGGACACUCCUGCUGUGUGCAGCAGGGGCGGAUGUAAACCCAGCCACCGUCAAUAUUCACACGUGUGAUGGCACUGUUUUCGUGGCAUACCGUUCGGCCCUUGUGAGUCACAGUCAGUACUUCGAGAAGCUGCUGGUGCCGGGAGGCGGCUUUGCAGACAGUGGUGCUGAGGAUGUUAAGUUGCCCGAUGCCGACCCGGCUGCAUUCCAGUGGCUGCUGGCCUACAUGUACACGGGGGAGCUGUACAUGCCAGAUGAGCUGCUACGGACUGCCGUACUGCUCGCGGAUCGGCUUUUGAUGCCACAAGAUUGUAUGGGGCAGCUGCAGAAGUGGCUGCUGGCGAAGGUGACCCCCGGAUCAGUGCUUUCGGAUCUUCUCUGGGCGGAGCAGCACGGCAUGACGUCACUGCUGCCACAGCUCAAGCUGCGGCUGCUGUGGCAGAGGAAGAGCGUGGUGUUGGGGGAAGAAGAUCUGCGACAGCUGAUAGUCCGCUGUCCAUGCCUGGAGGAAGAGGAGGAGGAGGAGGAGAACACCAAGGCCAACGAGAAGGAGGUCAAGGCCAAAGCUGUCGAAGAUGAUGAUGAGGGCAGCCCACCCAUUGAAAACAUCCAGCCGGAGGCGGCCCCCGACAAUGGCACAGAGCCUGGACCCAGCGGGGACAACAGGGACGCUGGGGCUGGGGCUGCUCUGCCAGCUGUUCACCAGGGCAUGUGGCAGGCCCUGCUGGACGACAAUGACAAAGAGCUGCAACGCUACACAGCUGCUGACGGGCACCUUGUGUACCUGCAAGAAUGUGACCUCGUGGGGAAGACCAAGGGCUGCUUCCUUGUUGGAGCAUGUAAGAAGGAGGACAUCAAGCCCGAGGCUUUGGGGGCUGGAUUACUAUUGGGCGACCUGGAUGACAAGACCGCUGACGGCUGCACUGAUCUCCUGGUGAUUGGCCGCGCCAUGGCAGUCAUCAAGGACCUUGGCACUGUGCACAUUCCCCCGACUGGCCAGUCCUUUGCACUAAACGACCGGCCACUCCGCCUCUUCCAGAAGGUGCGAUGGCCCAUUGUGGGAUUGCUCGCAGUCAAGGGCAAGAUGACCGCAGUCCAGUGGGCCAUGAGGACCACUGGGCUGAGCAAGAAGCAGUUGGAUGCGGUGGACUUGGAGUGA
Volvox carteri f. nagariensis is the source of this 1306-nucleotide messenger RNA. RefSeq lists its product as uncharacterized. The record is from RefSeq and is a predicted model, not a curated record. Gene Ontology annotation, cellular component: cytoplasm; ubiquitin ligase complex. Lineage: Eukaryota; Viridiplantae; Chlorophyta; Chlorophyceae; Chlamydomonadales; Volvocaceae. Bases 374 to 1306 code for a protein of 310 amino acids. The transcript has 4 exons.